UGUAUUUUUUUUUUCAAAUAAAAUGAAUUUAGCUGUUGUUCUGAUGAUGCAGAAGUCGAACGUUCCGAGCCAUGUUCACGAUUCCGGCAUUGUAACGGAUGGUCGGACUUUUGACAUCGCUGGACCGGAGGGCUUAUUACUACACGGCCGGGGCUUUUUCUUGAAGCCUAAAUGUCUGUGAGAAAUAGGGAAAAAUAACAACAUAGUCAUCCCAGUCGAUCCCAGAGGUCGAAUCUCUCAACGGCCACAUUGGAACACCGCAAAAACGUAAACAAAACAAAACGUGAAAACCAAGUUGACAAAAUUUCUUUUGUAUUGAAGCUGUCAACGAAUGUCUGCUUGAGUGAGCGUUCAUAUAGGCUCGAUUUCCGCCGCUUUCUCGAGUCCGGUCUACGUUCCUUCUCAGUUCGGGGGAGGAGCGCGGGUUCCUUUCCCGAACAGCGGCUGGUAAUCGAGCUUAGCGUUCAUACAUUUUACUAAGAAUAGUAGUAAGUUUGUUUGUGGACCCUUGUGGCUUCUUGAACGAAGUUUGCUUAAUCUCGUGGGAAUGAAGAACUGGCUAAAUCAUUCUCAGCUGGUAACACUUCGUACAUUGAUACAGUGUAGUUGACUCUUCAGUCACCAGUAGCUUGAACAUGGCGUGAUCGUGCACUAAACACAUGUAGCACUUUAGAUUUUGCGAGCAGACCGGAUCAAGUUCCGCGACCUUUCAUCGACGGAACAUGUGUCACCGAAAGGUCAACACGUUUGAAGACAUGCAACACAAGUACGAUUGGGACUUUUCACUGGCAUAUCCAACGUAAGUUGCGUGGUUUGUUUUCGUUCAUUUUUAUUUUUGUUGGCUUACGUAGUGUCACGUUUUUUUCUUAUGAUCUUCCUCACCGAUUUCCCAAAAUAUCUGUUAGGUUUACAUCAAACCAGCUCUGCGAUCUUGGCCAGGCCCACGCUCUUCUACCUAUGUGUCGAAAAUUACCUCGUCUUCGGUGAACACUCAAAAGUACGGCGGUCAGAAAAAGCAGGCUUUGUGUUUUUUUGGAUAAAAUCUUCCAUCAUUCAUUCAUCAUCCCCGAAGGAACAUAAAAUUUUGUAAAGUUAUUUGACUGACCAACCUAUGUAAAUGUAACAAACAGACAACAGUCGCAAUUACAGCGAUUUCACAUCUUCUCGGUCUCAUUUUGAUCUCAGUCUCGUCGCUAAAAUCGUGAUCGUGACUACCUUAAAAAAAAUUUAAGACAUUACUUUAAGACAUUACCGUAUCUGUGAUUGUUAUCGCUAAUGAUGGCAGUUUUGCACGGAAAGAAUUUGUCUUCUUUAUAUAUGUCUGAACGCUUAAGCAGACUUAGGAUGACUUAGCUUGACAGACUUAGUGUUUAGUGUGAACCCAACAAUUAAGUCGUUGUUUUGGAGAUGCUAUUUUGGCAGUUGAGAUGUGCUUUAGAGUCCGUUACUAUUUUGUGUUGGUGGCAGUUGUAGAGAGGUCAUCUGUAGAGUGUUCGAUCCCCGGGACAACUAAGAAAAGUGGCAGUUAGUAGAGGUUCAAUUGUAAAAAAAUGAAUGAUUAGGACAUUAGCCUGGAAAGUCAAUUCCACGCCCUCCCCCCAAAAAAGGAGUCAGUUUCAAUCAAUUGCACACUUUGCAAGAAGAUAUGGAAAUUAAAAGACCCAGAAGACAUGUCAGUGUACUUGACUAUUGUCUGGUUAUGUUACUUCUGGUGUCACGGGCACAUCACAGACACAACCUUCACGUGUUCCACCGAUGUGGCCGUCACAAGGGUUUGACUGACUGACUGUCAUGGGGUUUUGACCGUCAAGAGUUUAAAAGUCCAGUCUCGCCACUCUCAAGAAACAGUUGUGUAAUAUGGCGGGCGUUGCAGUUUUCUUGGUGUUUUGUCUAAUUCCAACAUCUUCAACUGCAUCUCCUGGAUUACUUUCCAAAAACUACGCUCAGAUCGCACAGCACUUUGGCUUUCCAUUUCCGAAGCUUCCAAAUGUUACUUUCGCGAAUGUCGGCAAGCAGUGCAAAGAAACUGUGGAGAAGCUCAGCACAAGUGAACUAGUCCUUUAUCUGGAUGCUAUUGGUAAACCUCAAAGUGGACUUCGUCUAGGACAUGUUGGCUGGUUUGGAUCCUACAGUCAGUGCACUAAGUUUAUGGUUGAUGCUCAUUAUUGCUUGGCUUUUUUCGCAGUUUCUGCUCUUGAUGUCAGUCAGGAUUAUCCCAUUCUUUGGGGGAUCUGUGCACCUAAACAGUGCAGUGAAGAGGAUGUGACCAACGCUGUACAAGAUAUCUUCUCAGGAGUUAAUCAAGAAUUUGAUAGCACAGUGUUCAAGCUAAUCCCACACACAUUCGAUGAUGCUGCCUCUAAACCUGUUUUCUGUAACAAGAAGUCAGAGUACACAACCGGAGUAAUCACGACUUUGGUCUUGUGUGGUGUAAUCCUGUACCUAUGCCUUGUUGGGACGAUUGUCGACAUUGCUGUUAGCUUUGCAAAGUCGAACUCCUCACCUCUCAACGCAAACGACGAAUUCAUGUCAAUCAGAGGUGUUUCCACAGCGACAGACCAGAGUAUUCCUGAUGCUGAAAGAAUAAGUUUACUCCGGCCCUCCCCUGAGGUCAAUCUUAAAGAAUGUACAAGCCAUCAACAGGAACCAGUUUUACCAAAUGUGGUAGUACGCUUCUUCUUGUGUUUCUCCUUAAUUCAAAACACAAACCGUAUUAUGGAUACCAAGGUGCCACCCAGCGUCAUCUCUUCAAUCAAUGGUAUGAGAGUGCUAAGCAUGUGGUGGGUCAUCCUGGGACAUACCUACGAUUUUUCACGAAGGAUACCCGUCACGAUCAGCAAUUUGCCGACGUUUUAUGACAUUAUUCACCGUUUCACAUUUCAAGCUGUUGGCAAUGGAACCUAUUCAGUUGACAGUUUCUUUUUCCUCAGUGGUCUCUUAGUUGCUUAUUUGUGGCUGCCUCAUAUGGAGAAGAAAAAUGGAAAACUUCCACUCUUCAAGUACUAUUUUCAUCGUUUUUGGAGGUUAACUCCAACUUACAUGUUUGUUUUGCUGUUUCUGGACAAGCUGUUAAGAUUUCUUGGUGAGGGUCCUUUGUGGCAUCCAGAGAAGUUCGCAUACCAGUGCAGAAAAUACUGGUGGACAAAUCUAUUGUACAUCAACAAUUUUUAUCCAACUUCUUUUGAUGCACAGUGUAUGGGCUGGACCUGGUACCUAGCUAAUGACAUGCAGUUCUACAUCAUUGCACCUGCUAUCCUCUUCACAGCAUACAGGUUUCGCCUGCGAGGACUGCUUGUUAUUGUUGGUGUGUUGAUGAGUAUCAGUUUUAUCACAACAGCAAUCCUUGUUGCUCAUUAUGACAUCGCGCAACCGACAAAUCUAGCAGAACAGUAAGAUGCAUUUUUCUACCCUUGUUAAGUUGUAAGUAAAUAAUACGUCUCGGAAUAGUCUUGCCUUAAAACAGCCAAUCAGGGCAUGCGUUAUAUCAGCUACUCACACCAGCCAUAUAAUAAUUUGUUCAUGGUGGCUGGUAACGGUUUUCAUCAUUUUUCAGCACUUCUGCUCUGAUGGAUCAAUGCUAAUUGUGUUUUUAUUUAAUGCUACAAUGAUGAUAUCAAAUACCUGAUCAUUGGUGAACAAGUAAUGGCCUGCAAAGGGUUACUAGACAACCGUGUAACCUUUUAACACACCCUUCAGUCGUGGAUAAAAUGUAAGAGCAGGGAAUCAGAGCCACAUUAAAUUUGUGAAAAUUUAAGGUGAUUCUGCGUUUCCACAAAAUUGUUCAAUCUUACCAUAAAGCUGCAUUUGAAUAUGGUGAUCACAUUUCGGUAAUAAAAUC
Orbicella faveolata is the source of this 3838-nucleotide messenger RNA. RefSeq names its product nose resistant to fluoxetine protein 6-like. The record is from RefSeq and is a predicted model, not a curated record. Gene Ontology annotation, molecular function: acyltransferase activity, transferring groups other than amino-acyl groups. NCBI's taxonomy places the organism in Eukaryota, Metazoa, Cnidaria, Anthozoa, Scleractinia, Merulinidae.